This is a messenger RNA of Megalops cyprinoides (Indo-Pacific tarpon), 1899 nucleotides long. RefSeq names its product transcriptional adaptor 3 (NGG1 homolog, yeast)-like (gene tada3l). The record is from RefSeq and is a predicted model, not a curated record. The transcript has 9 exons. Gene Ontology annotation, molecular function: transcription coactivator activity. The coding region runs from base 71 to 1369 and encodes 432 amino acids. Lineage: Eukaryota; Metazoa; Chordata; Actinopteri; Elopiformes; Megalopidae. Gene Ontology annotation, cellular component: SAGA complex. Gene Ontology annotation, biological process: regulation of transcription by RNA polymerase II.
UGUCAUGAAUCUAGCUAGUUAGUUAGCUAGCCAGUUAGUAAUAGCCGCAUAGUUACUAAGUAGCGUAAAGAUGAGCGAGCUGAAGGACUGCCCCGCACUCAAAUAUUAUGACUUUAAGCCGGUGGAGCACAGCAGAGUGUGUCCGCGAUACACGGCCGUGCUGGGCCGCUCUGAGGACGAUGGCAUCGGCAUCGAGGAGCUGGACACCCUGCAACUGGAACUGGAGACACUGCUAUCUUCAGCCAGCCGUCGCCUCCGAGCCCUGGAAGAACAGAGACAGAUCCUCACAGACUGGCAGGAUAAGAAAGGAGACAAGCGUUUCCUGAAGCUGGGGAAGGAGACAGAUCUCUCAGCUACACCACGCCACUCAAAGCCCAAGAAGCAGAAAUUGGACGGAAAGGGCAGCCAUGGACCAGGGCCCGGUCCUGGACGGCCCAAAUCCAAGAACCUGCAGCCUAAGAUCCAGGAAUACGAGUUUAAUGAUGAUCCACAGGACAUACCUCGAAAUCCAAAGAAUGACGCCCCCAACAGGUUCUGGGCCUCAGUGGAGCCAUACUGUGCUGACAUCACCAAUGAGGAGAUCAGGGUAUUGGAGGAGCUGCUGAAGCCCCCAGAGGAUGAGGCAGAGUACUACAAGGUGCCUGCCCUUGGUAAACACUACUCCCAGCGCUGGGCUCAGGAAGACCUGCUUGAGGAGCAGAGGGAUGGUGCCAGGGCCAAUGACAAGAAGAAAGGCAUUAUGGGACCUCUGUCAGAACUGGAUGCCAAGGAUGUGGAUGCGCUGCUUAAGAAGUCGGAGUCCCAGCACGAUCCCCCAGAUGAUGGGUGCCCCUUCGGUCCCCUCACACAGCGCCUCCUUCAGGCUCUAGUCGAGGAGAACAUCAUCUCUCCCAUGGAGGACUCCCCAAUCCCAGAUGUGCCAGGGAAGGAUGCUGGGAAUGAUGGGGCUAGCACCUCCCCCCGCAGCCAGGGCAAAGCCUUUAGCGUGCCACACACUCGUUCCUUGGAGGCGCGUAUCAAGGAGGAGCUGGUGUCACAGGGGCUACUGGACACAGAAGAUCGGCCGGGGACAGGGGGUGACUCUGAGGACGAAGUUCUGGCUGAGCUGCACAAGCGGCAGGCAGAGCUCAAGGCCCUGAGCGCGCACAACCGCACCCGCAAGCAGGAACUUCUGCGGCUGGCGAGGGAAGAGACACGGAAACAAGAACUGAGGCAGCGGGUUCGAGUCUCCGACAACGAGGUCAUGGAAGCCUUCCGCCGCAUCAUGGCCGCCCGGCAGAAGAAGCGCACGCCCACCAAGAAGGAGAAGGACCAGGCAUGGAAGGCUUUGAAGGAGAGGGACAGCAUCCUCAAACUACUUGACGGAUAGAGACUUGGAGGAGUGGAGAGAGGGGAAGUUAGGGGCGGGGACAAGGGUGAGGGACAGUAGUUGGGAAGGGAGGGAGAAAUACUUCCAGGACAUCGGGGUGAGGGUUCCAGCCAUUCAAAUAUCAGAGUAUGGAUUUGUGUAUCUGUUGAUUCUCUGCCAUUUGACGUAUUGUAAUGUUCUCCCUGGUCAACCAGCUCUGUCAGAGUACAUGUGAAUUAGUGAGAAUGUCCUUUCUGUUCACUAACACUGGCCUCAGUUUGCUCACAGGCAUCCUUGUUAACCUCUUCAUUACACUACCACUUAGUAUUAGUCACCAGUGUAAAUAAGAACCAGGCUUGAUGUAGAAUUAUUGUGUUGUUUCUGUAACAGCAAACAAAAAUCUGCACAGAGAAUUCAGAGUGGAUGGAUUUGCCAGUAUGUACUAAUGAUGACUAGAAGAGUGUCAGCAACUGUGUUUAAAAAGGCACUGACAUUUACCAUGGUAUCAAAAACAGAGUGGAGUCGAGUAAGACUUUGUGUGUAAUGUUGGG